AAUAGCUUCCGCUUUUGUCAAAAUAAACAAUAACACGUGCUACAUUUUGGCUGUAGGAAAAUGAGUUUUAAAGGCAAACAGUCUCGAUUUAAAACGUUGACCGAAGAUACUUUAAAUUACUACAAACGUAUAAAAGAAGUUUUACAGGAUGACAAUUCAAUUGAUGUCCAAGUUAUUGAUAACAUCUUCAGUCAACUAACCCAAGAAGCUGUUGCAGUCUGCAAACACCCAGAAACCAGUGCUAUAAUUGAACUGCUGAUCAAUCAUGCAUCAUGCGCAAAUGUUGCAUCACUCCUGCAGAUUUUUGCAACUGAUUGGGAUGCGGUGUGCAAUGAUUCUUCUGCAAGUCAUGUGGUACAAAAAUGUGUACUGGUCUCACCCAAACUGUUUGCUGAACAGGUUUCGCAGUUUGACAUUGAUAACUGCAGUGAAGAUUCAUCUGAGGACCAACUCAUUCUAAAGAUUUUAAGUCUUUGUGAGCACAUAUUGAACAAUUUGGAGAAGUGUUUAACGCACACUCACAUGUCACAUAUAGUCAGGUCUAUGCUUCAAAUCCUUGGUGGGACAUUUGUUGAUGAAAAGAUUUUGAAAAGUAAAGGAUCAAGAAAUUACUCAAAGAAGAAUGAACCAGACAGGAAACAGAAGGAUAUUCACUUCCAAGACUUUGAUGUGCCAGCAGCAUUUCGGAAGCAGUUGAAAUUUGUGUACAAAACUAUUUUUAGACUGGAAAAUUUUGGUGUUUACAUCACAGAAAGCAACGCUAAUCCCAUCCUGCAGACUCUACUCUUGGUGCUCAAUAAAGCCAACGCUGAACUUUGUCAAAAGGCAAUUAAUAAGGUCAUCAAAAGGUCAAGGAUCAAGGACGAUGUGGAACAGGUCAAUUUGCCGCCAGUUGCUGCUGACAGUAUAGGGUCGUUCCUGGUGGAGCAGAUAAUCGGUCUGUGUUCUGAGGAGCUCUUCAGGAAGCUGUUUGAGAGGCUGUUUCACAACAGGUUACUGCAGUUUGCUACCCACGCAGCUGCAAACUAUGUGCUGCAGACAUUCAUCAGAAAGUGCAGGGAUAAAGACAUAUUCAAAUCAGUUGUUGAUGAGCUGAACAACUGUAUUUCUGCUGUGUUAGACGCUCGUAACUAUGGUGUCCUGGUUGCCAUGGUGGAAACUGCAGAGAAACUCACAUGUAAACAGGACAGCAUCCUGCAGAUGCUGAUGACAGGCCUUCAGUGCUGGGAGCCAGAGGAACGAAGAACUUCUUGUGUAGCCUUGCUGGCAGCAUUCACGACACACGACAACUUCCAUAGUGGUAGCCAUGAUGAGACUUCAGCACGUCCUGCAAUCAGGAAGGUGAACUAUCAUGGCUCUCUGCUCCUUCAACACCUCGUGAAUUUCCGCGACGUAAAGAUGCUGGAGACCGGAUUUCUUGACUUGCAGCCAGGCGAGGUGUCGAUGCUUGCGUGCGACCCAUGUGGCAGUCACGUGAUGGAGGCGGCGUUUAGGAGUGCCGCUAUAAGGGAGAAAACCAAGGAGGGACUGGUCUCGAAAAUGGCUGGAAGCUGGGUUCAACUUGCCUGUCACAAAAAUGGCAGCCAUACUCUAGAAUUUUCUGGAAGAAUGUUCCCCUGAAGCUUCGAGAAGUCAUCGCUACGGAGUUAGCGGAAAAACAGGACAGGUUAAAGUCAGACAUGUUCGGACGUCACAUUGUACGGAACUUUGCCCUGCAGCAUUUUAAAACGCGCAAAAACGAUUGGACGAUGUUACAGAAGGGAGAUAAAAAGAAGCGAGAAAUGUUCAGAGAUGUUAUAGGAUCUGAAACAGAUGUAAAACAGCCAAAACAGAAGAAAAGGAAAGUGAAGAAAGACCAAUAGCUCGUUAAUAAAGGGAUGUUAAUCUUAAAGGGAUCUUUUCACGCUUUGGUAAAUUGACAAAAUUGUAAAAAGUUGUUUCAGAUUCGCAAAUUUUCGUUUUAGUUAUGAUAUUUGUGAGGAAACAGUAAUACUGAACAUUUACCAUGGUCUAAUAUAGCCAUUAUAUGCAUCUUUUGACGAUUUUAAAACCUAAAAAUUAUAAAGCGUUGCAAUGCGAAACGAUUGAAUAAUUUGGAGAGUUCUGUUUUUGUCGUUAAAUUUUGUGAAACUACGAAGAUUGCUUAUAUAAGGUAUAAAAUACUUCCAGUAUAUGUACUCGGCGGAAUAGCUCAGUAGGCUAAAGCGUUUUUACUUCAGGACUCUGGCAGGACUCCAGGGGUCACUGGUUCGAAACCUGGUCCGGGCAAUGUUAUUUUCCUUUUUUUAAUUUUAUUCUUGAUUUUUUACUGGAGCUUUUACGAUCCAAUGUUUACAUUUAUCGAUAUAAAGCAUUUAAUGAAUAAGUUAAAAAAUGCCAAAAUCUGUGAAAAGGCCCCUUUAACUUACGCCUCAAUAUCUUUUUUUUUUUAGUUGAAUCCAUACAAGUAGUCAGCUAGAUGUACCUUAUGAUUAUUAUUUCUUGUUAAAUGUUCAUUUGACUGUGUAUUCAACAAUUAUAUUGAACCAAACUGAAAUUGAAACUCGCUGGUAAGCUUGAUGAAGAUCUAUUGUUAAAGGUUUUGCAUGAAAUAAAGUAAAUAUUUUAUCUAAAUGUAUUUGAUGAAGAAAACAGCAGCAUUUAGUGUUAAGUUGUCUUUAAACAUAAGUAUAUUAUUUUGCUGUUCACAUAAAAUGACGUAUAUUGUCAAAUGAUACGAUUAUUGACUUUGUAGCAGAUGAAACGCUGGAAUUCCACAGAAUGGGCUUAUUACUAACAAUUGCAACUACCCCACCAUUUUUCCUUGACAUGGCAGGCCAUAACAUGCAGCAAGUUGUUACAAAAGUGUGUGACCCUGUUUUGACCCCUAAGGGUAUGAUAUGACUACAUGUUUAUAUAAGAGCACAAUACGUGGUUACAUACAAAAUAUAAAACCAUUUGUGCAUUGUGGUUUCAAAGGACAAUAUUUCAAAGUUAUUUUGCUUUGCAAGUUGGUAUAAAAUGUAUGACCUCUUGGUGUGGGCAGCUUUGAACCCAGGGUCAGGAUGCUGUUUAGACCUUUUGUUUUCAGAUAUUAUCUUUGUGGUUAUAAUGCUGCUAAAAUCUUUAUUCAGCAGAUAUUCUAUUAAAGUUUUAUAAAGGGGCAUAACUCUUAUAAUUUUAAAAAGUAACAACAAAAAAGACUGAUAAACAAUUCUACAUGUAUAUCAUUAGAAACAAUGCAUUUAAAUAUGAAUGUUUUACAAUGAAAGCAUUAUUAGCAGAACUUC
Messenger RNA from Dreissena polymorpha, 3269 nucleotides. Its product is annotated as nucleolar protein 9-like. Bases 61 to 1620 code for a protein of 519 amino acids. Gene Ontology annotation, cellular component: 90S preribosome; nucleolus; preribosome, small subunit precursor. Lineage: Eukaryota; Metazoa; Mollusca; Bivalvia; Myida; Dreissenidae. Gene Ontology annotation, molecular function: RNA binding. The record is from RefSeq and is a predicted model, not a curated record. The transcript has 10 exons. Gene Ontology annotation, biological process: ribosomal small subunit export from nucleus; endonucleolytic cleavage in 5'-ETS of tricistronic rRNA transcript (SSU-rRNA, 5.8S rRNA, LSU-rRNA); endonucleolytic cleavage to generate mature 5'-end of SSU-rRNA from (SSU-rRNA, 5.8S rRNA, LSU-rRNA).